CCUGCUGACCCUUCUGGAGUGCGGUGGCGUGUGGCCGAGGGGACUUCUGAAAGAUGAAGUCCAGUCUGAAACAGCGGCUUGCCCUCGGCCUCAUGCUGGCCUGGGUGCUGCUGUUCCUGGUGCUCCUCUCCUACUUCAUGGAGUCCCGAGUGGACGACCCGCACUCAGCGGCCGCUCUCUCCUACACAGACACGCGGCGCCUGACCUCGCUGCAGGGCAACCCCCGCACCAUUAUGGCCACCUAUUUGGGGCUUGGCACCUCAACCCUCCCUGCCUCUAGGAACACCCAACAGGAGCAAAGCCAGGAGGAAAACCCCAGUGCCGACCCCCAGCCCAGUCCGCUUAGCCAGGAGGCCUACCCCUAUCCCGACCCUCAGAGCCUGGCAGCCUGGUCUGCAUUCGGCACCCAGGACGUGGGUUCCAGAUCGGCCGCUGUGAGUCGCAACCGUGAGAGACAAGAGUAUACUCAGGAUUCCCCUCAACAGGAUGAAGAAGAGGACGAGGAAGAGAAGGUGGGAGGGGAAGAGGAAGAUGAGGAGGAGGGAGACGAGGGCAGGAGGAGGAAGACUAAACAGGCGGCUAUGCGUGAUGACUCUGACCCGGAUGAGUACUAUAUUCCCAGGUCAAAAUCCGUAGUGCGCGGCCUGUGGAAAGGGAGUUUGUCCGUGGGCAUGCUCAGUCCUCGCCUGCAGAGAGCUAUGAAAGACUAUCUGAAUAAUAAUAAACACGGCGUGGCCUACAGGGGGCACCGGAAGGCGCAACAGAGCGGCCAACAGGUGUUGUGUGAGCUGAAGAAGGGGGAAAAGGUUCGAACUUUGGAUGGGGCCGAGAUGCCUUUUUCCAAUUUAGGCUGGCAGAAGAUUGUACCUGCCUUACCUUUAAGCCAGCUCUACGGGCCAGGCUUCCAGACCUGCGCUGUGGUCACCUCUGCCGGAGCCAUGCUUCACUCGGGACAUGGCAAGGAGAUUG
This is a messenger RNA of Sinocyclocheilus grahami, 969 nucleotides long. RefSeq names its product beta-galactoside alpha-2,6-sialyltransferase 2-like. Gene Ontology annotation, cellular component: Golgi apparatus. Gene Ontology annotation, biological process: sialylation. The transcript has a single exon. The record is from RefSeq and is a predicted model, not a curated record. The annotation marks the transcript as partial. Gene Ontology annotation, molecular function: beta-galactoside alpha-2,6-sialyltransferase activity. NCBI's taxonomy places the organism in Eukaryota, Metazoa, Chordata, Actinopteri, Cypriniformes, Cyprinidae.